Messenger RNA from Candoia aspera, 2548 nucleotides. RefSeq names its product tyrosinase related protein 1 (gene TYRP1). Gene Ontology annotation, cellular component: melanosome. The record is from RefSeq and is a predicted model, not a curated record. The coding region runs from base 154 to 1740 and encodes 528 amino acids. Gene Ontology annotation, molecular function: oxidoreductase activity. NCBI's taxonomy places the organism in Eukaryota, Metazoa, Chordata, Lepidosauria, Squamata, Candoiidae. The transcript is spliced from 8 exons. Gene Ontology annotation, biological process: melanocyte differentiation; melanosome organization.
GGGGGAAAAGGGGGAAUGAAAGGAAAAUUCUACCAAGAAGGGCUCAAGACUUCCGAAAAUAAAAAAGAGCCUGUAUUCCUACAAAGAAAUUAAGAGAAUUUCCCAGAUACCUGGAGACACGACAUUAGAGCUUUGCUUUUUCUGAAAGCUACCAUGCAUCUUGCAAUACUGUUCCUGUUCCUGUUGGAAGCAAUUAAUGCUCAGUUUCCCCGACAAUGUGCUACAGUGGAUGUGCUGAUCCAAGGCGAAUGCUGCCCAGACCUGUCUCCUGUGUUGGUUCCUGGUUCAGAUCGCUGUGGAUCAUCUUCUGAAAGAGGGCAGUGCAUACAAGUGAAAGCAGAUUCCCGACCCCAUGGACCUCAAUAUAUUCAUGAUGGUCAAGAUGACCGUGAGCAGUGGCCUCUCCGUUUCUUCAAUCGAACUUGCCAGUGCAACAAAAAUUUUUAUGGAUACAACUGUGGCUCAUGUCGACCUGGCUGGACUGGCCCCACCUGUGAUCAGCAGAUUAAAAUAGUUAGAAGAAAUCUUCUGGAUCUUAGCAGUGAAGAAAGGAGUCAGUUUCUAAGAGCCUUACAGCAAGCCAAAACUACAGUGCACCCUCACUUUAUGAUCGCAACCAGGAGACGUGAAGAGAUCAUGGGUCCUGAUGGUAAUACUCCACAAUUUGAAAAUGUGUCCAUUUAUAACUACUUUGUGUGGUCUCAUUAUUACUCAGUCAGAAAUACUUAUCUUGGACCUGGACAGCAGAGCUUUGAUGGAAUAGAUUUCUCCCAUGAAGGACCAGCAUUUCUUACCUGGCACAGAUAUCACCUACUACAGCUGGAGAGAGAUAUUCAGGAUAUGCUACAGGAUCCUUCUUUUGCCCUUCCUUAUUGGAACUUUGCAACAGGUAGAAACACCUGUGACAUCUGCACAGAUGAUCUCAUGGGAUCCAGAAGCAACUUUGAUGGCUCUCGUAUUAGCCCCAACUCAAUCUUCUCUCAGUGGCGCAUCUUGUGCGAGGCUGUAGAAGACUACAAUGCAUUGGGAACCAUUUGCAACAGCACAGAAGGUGGUCCAAUCAGACGCAAUCCAGCUGGAAAUGUAGCCCGUCCAAUGGUGCAGCGCCUCCCUGAGCCUCAGGAUGUUGCUCUUUGCUUAGAAGUUGGGUUAUUUGAUACGCCUCCAUUCUUUUCCAAUUCAGCAGACAGUUUCCGUAACACAGUAGAAGGCUACAGCAAUCCUUCAGGAAAGUAUGAUCCAGCAGUGCGAAGUCUUCACAAUCUGGCCCAUCUGUUUUUGAAUGGCACUGGAGGGCAAACUCAUUUAUCCCCAAAUGAUCCCAUUUUUAUCCUCCUCCACACGUUCACAGACGCUGUUUUUGAUGAAUGGCUGAGAAGGCAUAACCCUGAUAUCUCAACAUACCCAUUAGAGAAUGCUCCCAUUGGACAUAACAGACAGUACAAUAUGGUACCAUUUUGGCCUCCUGUAACCAACAAUGAGAUGUUUGUUACAGCACCAGAAAACCUGGGCUACAGUUACGAAGUUCAGUGGCCAUCACAAGCUCUCCAUGUGACUGAAAUCAUAACUAUUUCAAUAGUUGCUGCUUUGAUUCUAGUUGCAAUUAUAUUUGCUGGUGCCUCUUGUGUUGUGUAUGCCAAGAGACAAGAUGAGCUUCAUCAGCCACUUCUCACUGAUCAUCAUCUGACCUAUUCAGAUGAUUAUGACAGCAUACCAACCCCAAACCAGUCAGAUGUGUGAAAUAGCAACAACUUACCUGCAUUUGAUGGCUUCUAUAGUUUCUGAUCCAACUUUUUAGUAAAGCAUAUUUCAGAGUGAGAAAAACCUUCCUGUAUCUGUAAUAUCACCAAGGAUUUGUCUCAAUUCCAUGUUCUUUGUUAGACUGGUUCAACAUUUCUACUGUUUUCACCCAUUUCACUCCUUUUCUACCCACAGUAUAAAAUAAAUUAUUUGCAUGUUCACAUUAUAAAAGACUAACAAUGAAUAUUUUACAGAAUUUAAGGUAAUUACUAAGCAUGUAUUAUCUGGUUUUAUAUGGAAGUUGGUGCAGAAAUUAAGUUUAUGCUAAUCUUGUGCUUAGUUAGAUGUCACAGAACACUAUUAGUAGCAAGGAAACAGCUAUCCUGUUUUCUAGAAUUCAAGUCACCAGUUAGGUUGUCUCUGUACACCUCAACAGCAAACUAAUUCUAGUAUCUCAGCACCCCAUAGCUAUGUGUUUCUGGAACUAAGUUUAUAUGGAGGCUUGCCCAAAUAAGACUCUGGGCAUUGUUUGGAAAAAUUCCCUCAGAGACAUUAAUAACUCCUGAAUCCCAAAGAAUCCAGGUUGGGCAUUUGUCCAAUCCACUGAUGGCUGAGCUCAUACCAAAGAGGAUCCUGUCAACCUCCUCAAGCAGAACAAGAUCCCUUUGCAGGAGGUUACUUCACUCAUCAUGCAAGAUAGUGCCCAACUGGCAUUCAACCCCAACCAAAUAUGAGUGACUAAAUCUGCAAAGAAGCUGGCAGACAUGUCUCAGCAGUCUGCCAGAGUAUUUCCUGCCUUUCUUUCCAU